Messenger RNA from Epinephelus lanceolatus (giant grouper), 4777 nucleotides. RefSeq names its product centrosomal protein 104 (gene cep104). The record is from RefSeq and is a predicted model, not a curated record. Gene Ontology annotation, cellular component: cilium. Lineage: Eukaryota; Metazoa; Chordata; Actinopteri; Perciformes; Serranidae.
UGUUGUCGGUGGUGGUUAUGGAGAUGAAAUGGGACUACGAGCUGUCAACAUUACGGUGAUGUUCGUGUGUCCAUCAGAGGGAUGCCCAGGAAGAUAGGAUUCAUUGUGAUUAACUCUUCAAGUCAUGAGGACAACUUCAGUGCCAAGGAGCUCAUGGUCCAUGCACCCACAGUCAAUGGCUGGAGAUCCAGCAGGCGGUGCGCCUACCCUCAGCACAUCACCCUCCAGCUGGUGGAGAGAAGCAGGGUGAGGAAACUGCAACUGCUGGCCCACCAGUACCUGAUCCCAGCCAAGGUGGAGUUCCACAUUGGAGACACCCUCCCUGAAACCAGCACCUCAGGGAUCCCUGGCCAGCUUCGCAGACUCGGGUAUGUGUCUUUGUCGGACAAUGAGAAGACAGGCUUCAAAGCUCGGGAGCUGAAGUCAGUCCAUGUAGACGCCGUCGGGACGUACCUGAGAAUAACCUUCCAUAGGAACCAUGUCAACCAUUACAAUCACCACAAUCAGGUUGCUUUGGUCGCCAUUAAUGUUCUGGGAGAUUCUUUGGAUGGCAAUGCUUUUAACACAAUUCCAAGCAGAGAGCAGCUGAUCGAACAUUACCUCAACAGUACCCAGCUGGAGGCCGCCUUGGACACGACCUUCAUGGGCAAAUGUGAGUCCAUCUCCCCGUUGGACGACCUCGCCUUCGACAUGUACCAGGACCCCGAAGUUGCCCACAUCAUCCGACUCCUGGACCAAAAGAAGCAGGACAUGGUGCGGCAAGAGAAAUUCGAGCAGGCCAAGAAUCUGAAGCAGGCCAUCGCAGAUCUGCAAAAGGUGGGGGAGCGUUUGGCUCGAUAUGACGUGGAGAAGCGAUGUGCGAUCGAAAAGGAAGAUUAUGACCUGGCCAAGAAGAAGAAGGAGCUGAUGGAGGAGUACAGGAAGAGCGUCUACCAGCAGCUGGAGGUCCACAACCUGCUGGACAUGGCAACGAUCACACGGGCUGCAGAUUCAUCCCCAGCCCAGGAUCCUCCCUCCGUUCUGCCUUCUCCAGGUCACCGUUCAGCCCCCACCAAGCCCCUUGUGUCCACAGACACAUCCAGGAAGGGGAAAAAAACUAACGCUCCUCAGAACCAACAGCCAGAUGCAGAAACUGUGGUGCCCAAACUAAGCAGCUUACCUGACACACCGUGCACCCCUGCUGCAGUACCAAAGAUAGAUGUUACCAGUGUGCCUUAUGAUGAGAGGCCUCUACCAGCCCUUCAGAGGAAAGAGCGGCCUUUGGAGGCCACCCCAAGCCCUGCAGAGCAGCACUCCCCCCAUUCUGACGCCCAAAGGACCCCACGCAGCCCUGAGAUAAGCGGAGAGCCAGAGCUUCUGACAGAGAAGGCCCAGAGAGAGGCUGGCCUUCCAAUAGAGGUGUAUGGAGAAAGUCUGGUGGCUGGGGCGUAUUCCAAAACCUGGUCCUACAGAGAGGAUGCUCUCCUGGCUGUGCACAAGAAGCUUAUGGGGCUGUCCCCCACCACCCCGAAGGAGGAGCUGAGAAACAUGAUAAGAGCUGCAGUCUUCCUGGUCAAGAGGGCCCUCCUGGACAAAGUGUCAUCUGUUUUCCACGCCUCCUUGAAGUUGCUGCGGCUACUGCUGAAUCAGCUGAUCCCAGGUCUGGGGCUGGGCCGGACCGAGGUGACCCACUGCAUAGAUCAGACUUGGCCUAACCUACUGGCCAGGACCGGAGACUCAGCCAGCCGCCUCCGGGGCACGGCCACUGCCUUCAUACAGGAAAUUGCUGUUUUGAAGGACGUACGCGCCCUGCAGGUAAUCCCUGGCGAGCUGGUGAAGCCCUUCAAAUCCAACUUCCCCUCUCGUUUGGCUCAGAGUCGGGCCGAGCUGCUUGAGAAGCUGCUCGCUGAACUGGGUACAGAGAACUCUGGCUUUACCCUGGACAAUGUCAUGACGUUCUGUACGGCAGCUUUGGAGCACAAUGCGUCAGCAGUUCGAGAGCUGGCAGUGCGCGUCAUAUUAUCCAUGUACCAGCAGCACAGAGCAUCUGUUCUCAGCUACCUUUCACCAAACGAUGCUGCUGUACGGAAGAACUUCCUCUUCAAAACCCUCUUUGAUGGCUUUGCCAAGAUUGACGGAAAGCUGGUGGACACUCAGACUUUGAAGAAGGGAGGUGGUCAGCAGGAUGGGCAAAAAGAGAAGGAGGAGAUCCACUCCCUUCAGGAGCAGCUGGCAGCCUUGAAAGAGAUCACAGAAAGAGGGAAUGAAAGCACUGAAGGACAAAAGCCCAAGAGAGAAGUUCCCACAGUUGAGUCCCCAAAAGCUGGCAAAACAACUGACACAGAAGUGCAGCAGAAUGAUGUCACAGACAGUAUUGACCUUCGACAGACUGUCAGCUAUCUGGAUAACUUGUGUAUAUUCUGCAAUAAAAAGGAUGAGUCGUUCACAGAGGAUGGAUUGGACCUUCACUAUUGGAAACACUGUCCCAUGCUGAGACGCUGCGAUGAAUGUAGACAGGUAGUGGAGAUAGCCAGCCUCACAGAGCACCUGCUGGGGGAAUGUGAAAGCAGCUCCAAGUUCAGCCAGUGCCCACGCUGCUCAGAGGCCGUGGCCACUGAAGACUUGACUCGCCAUGUCCAGGGGCCCGCCUGCAACCCCCCCAUCUCGGGUAAAGGCUCCAACCACUGUCCUUUGUGUCACAACAACUUCAUGCCUGGAGAAAAGGCCUGGAAGGCUCACCUCAUGGGCAGGGAGGGCUGUAAACAAAACUCACGCAGGACUGCGGUGUCCCAGAGAACUCAGCCAGCACAAGGCAGGGCUGUCGGUGGAGCCAAGCUGAAGCAGGCCUGGUCGGUCGGGGCCAGAGCCAGACCCAUGGGCAGAGGCAGCCGGAUCCCAGCCCUGGCACCUCUGGCCAGAGGACAUACACCAGGGAAACACUGAAACUGGUGCAAAGCACACAGGGGAGGAACCCGACAGCAGCAAACACCCCUGUAGUAACCCCACCCUAUUCCCAUAUUUCCUGGUCCCACGUUUCUGCAUAUCUGCACUUUUAUAAAAGACAUCUGAUAGGUUUCACUUAUUUUAAAGAUUACCAAAAAGAUAAUACUACUGUCUUAUCAGCUAAUGUAUAAACAUUGCAACAUGGUGUUGUAUCCAGAUAUUGAGACUCUGUAGAUAGGCACAUUAACUCUGAUUGGUAUUUAGUUCUGUUGUGGUCAGUGACAGAAAAUCUACACAGAGAGGAGGCAGCUGGACUCACCAGUGUUAAGUCUCUUGCUUCUUAUGUUUGUAUGUCAGACCUCUGGCGUCACACACCUGCCAGGUUAAUGAACACACGCACCUGUGCUGUUUGUUGAUAUGUCCUUAUAGGAUGUCUCCGUUUGGAAGCGCUUAUUUUUCAUAUUGCUCACUGCCAUUUGGAGCCACCAUGGCUGGGAAUUUUGGGAAGCAUCUUCCCAUUCGACCCUGUCUGUCUGGUAGAUUCUCCCGAUACAAUUUACAAUCUAGGCUUUCUCUUACACAGGUGUUUUCACUGAGGCCAAGCUGAGAUAACACUGGUAACAUCACUAAGACAUCAUCAGGGUUAUUUUAUCUGAGUUGACAAAGCUACUAAACUAACCGUCCUACACAAGCUAUCCAAUGCUGCUAAAAAUGUGCAUAUUUUAAUUUAAAAAAAAAAGGAUUUUCAGCAUAUUUUAAAUUAUAUUUACACCACAAACUCUAAAACAAGUGACCUCUUCUCAUGGAUAACCAGUCUAGUCUCAUUAAAUAUGUAAUCAAUCGCUCCAUCUUACCAGAGGACAGUGACAGCAGCUGACACUUAGAAACACUCCUCUUUUCGUAGAAGUAGUAAUGAGAGCAGAGGAGGAAUGAGGUUUAGUUACAGGCAGAAGACUUUCCUCCCUUGGCAACACUCCAGCGUCCCAAAGCCUCUGACGACCUGAGUACAGCUUUACUGUCAGCUUCACGCUUUGCCAUCUGUUUACAUUUUUCUUUUCAUUUCAUAACGUAGAUAAAUUAUAUAGAAGGAAUGGAGUACUUUGCCAAAGGGAUGAUGCUGAAUUCUCAGUAUAGUAUGAACUUAUUUCCCUGCUUAAUUUCUACUGACAAUCUUGAGUAGAUAGCAUAGUUGUAUACGCUGUACUAGUCCAGUGAGAGGGAUAAAGUAGACCUUUUAACUUAACACAAUUAUUUAAAUGAAAAAACACAGUGGGGAUGAAUGAACAGAAUUUGUGUAGCACCUAUUUUUCUCCAACUUUUGCCAGAUAUGACUGAAGCCGAACCCAACAGACAGUUUGAAGCACUUCAGACUGUUUUUUACCACAGUCACAACCACAAAAAUGUUAAGAACUCCCUCAAUAAUUUGCAGGAUUUAUAGUUAAUGCUAUAAUUUCACUACUUCUGUUGUACUGCACAGUGUUAUGACAAUGUUGAUUGUAAUAUAUAUUUUGCUUCAUUCACAGCCAAGAACAAGUAAAACAAAAACAUCCAUGAAAACAGUUUAGCAGGGUAAAUUAAUAUUAAAGUGCAUUACAACAUUAACUGUUAUAUUAGUGGACAAAACAGCUUAAAUAUAGAUGAUGUAUAUGAGAGUAUAUUUGGUUUUAACUUCCCAAUUCAUCACAUUGGCUUUAACAUGCUUCUGUAUGGAGGACUGUUGCAACAGUGGAUAUUUUUGGUGUUUUCUAUGUGCAUAGUAGUCAGUAUUUUCUGAAUAUAAAUUCUGUCAUUAAAUGGCUAUUUUUUCUGCCGAAGUAUCUGUAUUUGUUUAAUAAAUAAAGCUACAUAAGCUGAG